UUUCUAUUCUUUUUAUAAUAUGAUGAUAAAUUUUUGCUGCGCAAUAUGUAUCUAAAUAAUGUGUAUAUAUAUAUAUAUACAUAAAAAAUUUUAAAAAUAUAUGGGAAUCCCCAAAAAAGAUCAUCAUUAUUCACAGAGGCCUAUAUAUUGAUAUGGUCGUGCAUUUAUUGUACAUUUUUGUUAUAACGUUUAAUUAUAAAUUAAGUAUAUUUCCAAUAAUUUAAUACUAUAAGUGCAUUAAUAUAAUAUUUUUGUUAUUAAAUAAUUGAAAGGUAAAAAAAUUUUUAAAUAAUUUUGGAACAAAUUUUAUACUUAAAUAAAAAAAAAUGUCAAUUGCUGAUCAAGAUACUGAUUGGAAUGAAAUGUUAAAAAUUGCUAAAUUACAACAACAAGAAUAUUAUGAACUUUUACCAGAAUGGACAAAGUAUACUGCAGAUGAAUAUAAAUAUUUAAGACAAAAUAUUGGAUAUGCACUUUUUGGUGUCCCAUCAGAGAGUGAAGAAAAUAAAGAUGUAUACAUUGAAGAUGAAAAAAUAGGAAAAAACAAACAAAUAAAGGAUAUUACUGAAACACUUUGUUAUAAACCUGAUGCAGAAAAAAUUAUAAAUAUUGUUUAUGAGCAAAUAUGUACACAUGGUAAAGGAUGUAUAGAUACAGAUUCUAUAUAUUAUGGAAUAAUUUACAAUAUAUCAUUUCGUACUAAAAAUAAUGUGACUGAAGUAUCUAAUUCAAAAGAAGAAAAAGUAACUGAUUCUGAAAUGAAAGAUAAAAUACAGAUAUAUUCAACACCAAUUUUUAAAAUAAGAUAUUCAAAUAAAACUUGUAACGAAGAAACAUGGUAUAUUGACCGAAAUGGUAGAGUAUAUAAAAGUUGGAUAGAUUAUAUAAAAAAUAAUACUUUACCACAAUGUACAAUGGUUCUUCCAAAAGAUGGAUUCUAUCAUCCUGAUCCAAGUUAUGAAAUUACUGAAGAAUAUUCAACGGUAUGGUUGGAAAUUUUGGAUUCACCUGCAUGUAGUGUACAAGCAACCAUUUUUAAAUAUGGAGAUAUAACUUCUACAAUAGUUGGCACAUGUGGAAUUUGCUUGGGUGUAGCAUCUAUUUUCACACCCAUUGGACCGCUUGUAAUGGGUGCAACAGUAGCUUCUGGUGUAAGUGGUGUAUGGGCAACUGGUAGAUCAGUACAGAAUUUAGUAGAUAGAAGUUCUCAUGAACAAAAUAUAGGAUUAACAAAUAGAGAUUCCUUUUGUUCGUGGUUAACUGUAGUAGGCGGUACAAUUGGUUUAAUAAGCAAUAGUGGAAAUGUUAUUCUUACUAAACUUAUAAAAAAUGGCAAUGAUAUAAGCAAUGUUGCUAAAAUUGCAUAUAAUACAUUAGUUUUAAGUAAUUUAGGUAUUAAUGGUUUUGGUGUAGGAUAUCAGGCAUAUUGUAUGUACCGAAAAUAUCAAGAAGAAGGUCAAAUUCAUAUAUUAGAUAUGGUAUCUCUGUCAGCUCAUUUAUUAUUUUUUGGUAAUUCAGUUAUAAAUUUACAGUUUGCAGAAGAUCUCAUUAAAUCUACUCAAGGUAAAAUUUUAGAUGAAUAUAGAUCUACAUUGCGUUCUAAACAUCUUCGUAGACAAUUUAAUCGUACAAAACGUAAUGCUGCUACAAACAAUACAGAUAAAAUAUCCGAAAAUGCUGAAGUAAUACGUUAUAUCAAUAGAAAGAUAGAUUUACAAUUAAAAAAUAAUUUGAAUAAUAUUCCCAUUCAAAAAAGCACUAUAUGUUUUGAAGAUGGGAAAUUGGUAAUUUGUGGCAUUCGUUUCUUAGAUCCAAUGAAAUUUGUAGAGAUAUUAAUUAAGAAUGAUCAAUUUUCAAGUGAAAAGAAAUUUUCAUUUAAUAAAGAAACUAGUGAUAACAAAGAUAUGCUCUUCACAUUAAAAGAUUUGCUUUUGAAUUUAUUAAAAAAUAUGAUUUUAGAUGAUGAUAAAAGAAAAAAAUAUGAAUCUGAAUUUGAUAAUAUUUUAAAUGAUAUAAAAUAUAUGAAUAAUGCUCCAAAUAUUUUUAUUCUAAUAUUUAAAAUAUCUUUUACUUUAAUAACACAAUCUGAAUUUUGUUCAGAAUAUUUAUCAAAUGCAGUUCAUUUUAUAUGGUGUUAUAUAAAAGAAAGUUUGAUACAAUUUAGUUCAGAACUUAUUAGUAAUAACGAACGAACACAGAAAAAAAUAUGUGAAGUAUUAAUAGUUUUAUUUGAAGAUAUGGAAGAGACAAUAAAAAAAUUAUUACCUGCUUUCAAAAAAUAUAUUGAAGAAUAUGUGGAAGAAAAUAUAAAGAAAAACUUAUGAACAAUAUAUAUUACAAUAUAUAUAUUACAAUAUAUAUAACAAUAUAUUUAAAGUUAGAUCUAUAGGAUAAUUGAAUUCAUAUUCUUUUUUCCGAUUUGAAUAAUCGUUAUGUCGAUAUAAUUUAACUAUGGUGUAAUAUAAUAACUGUUUUUUUCAUUAUGAUAGUUUAUUAUAAUAUUAUUAUUGUUUAUUAUUAUUAAUAUUAUUAUUGACGAUAUUAUUAUCUAGCUGUUCUCUAAUUAGAAAAUUACUUUUUAGAUAAGAUAAGAUUAAGAUAAUUUUUUAAUUAUAGUCAAUAAUUUAUAUAAUUAUAAAAUAGAUAAUUUCUAAGCGAUCAUCGUCCAUGUAUACUAAUUCGCGUUCAAUAUUACUAUCUAAAGUACUAAAAUUUUAAUAAGAAAAUUUUCGAAUUUUUAAUAUUAUUAUUUAAAAAUAUAUUUUUCUAAUAAAAAUAAAUAAAUAAUGAAAAAAAUUUUAUAAUCUAAGAAAUAAUAUUCAUACGAUAUUUUUUUUUAUUAAUAUUUUAUUAUAUAUAUAUAUUAAGGAUAAUAAUAGAAAGUGCAAUUAUAUUAAUUAAUAUAUUAGAUAAAUAUAAGAAUAUGAAAGAGAUGCACAAAGAUAUCGAUGAACAUAUUUUAGAUAACAAAAAAAAUAUUUUUCUAUUUAUAAAAUUAUAUCUUAUAUGUAAUUAUAUUUAUUAUAUUGUAUAUUGUAUAUAUAAUAAAAUUUUACAUUUUUCUUAUAUAA
Apis mellifera (honey bee) is the source of this 3071-nucleotide messenger RNA. RefSeq lists its product as uncharacterized. Bases 327 to 2324 code for a protein of 665 amino acids. NCBI's taxonomy places the organism in Eukaryota, Metazoa, Arthropoda, Insecta, Hymenoptera, Apidae. The transcript is spliced from 4 exons. The record is from RefSeq and is a predicted model, not a curated record.